AUGGACGGCAGACGGCAGCCUUCACGCUGGGUCUGGUGCCUUCUGGCUGUGGCACUUCUGGCUGGGGGUGUGGCAUCUACGGGGGCCACGGACAACAGCCCAACGUCCAACAGCCUGGAAGGGGGCACUGACGCCACCGCCUACUGGUGGGGAGAGUGGACCAAGUGGACGGCUUGCUCCCGCAGCUGUGGGGUCGGGGUGACGUCCCAGGAGCGGCACUGCCUGCAGCAGAGGAGGACGUCCGUCACGGGCGCUGGGAACAGGACGUGCAUGGGCACAUCCAAGCGGUACCAGCUGUGCAGAGUGCAGGAGUGUCCGCCGGACGGGAGGAGCUUCCGAGAGGAGCAGUGCAUCUCCUUCAACUCCCGCGUGUACGACGGGCGGACGCACCAGUGGAAGCCCCUGUACCCCGACGACUACGUCCACAUCUCCAGCAAGCCAUGCGACCUGCACUGCACCACCGUGGAUGGCCAGCGGCAGCUCAUGGUCCCCGCCCGCGAUGGCACGUCCUGCAAGCUCACCGACCUGCGAGGGGUUUGCGUGUCUGGAAAAUGUGAGCCCAUCGGCUGUGACGGGGUGCUCUUCUCCACCCACACGCUGGACAAGUGCGGCGUCUGCCAGGGGGACGGUAGCAGCUGCACCCACGUGACGGGCAACUACCGCAAAGGGAACGUCCACCUUGGUUACUCUCUGGUGACCCACAUCCCGGCCGGUGCCCGAGACAUCCAGAUCGUGGAGCGGAAGAAGUCUGCUGGUGUCCUGGCUCUUGCAGAUGAAGCUGGUUACUACUUCUUCAAUGGCAACUUCAAGGUGGACAGCCCCAAGAACUUCAACAUCGCGGGCACCGUGGUCAAGUACCGGCGGCCCAUGGACGUCUACGAGACCGGCAUUGAGUACAUCGUGGCGCAGGGGCCCACAAACCAGGGCCUGAAUGUCAUGGUGUGGAACCAGAAUGGCAAAAGCCCCUCCAUCACCUUCGAGUACACACUGCUGCAGCCGCCGCACGCCCACCGCAUCCAGCCUGUCUACUACAGCUUCUCCGAGCCCACGUCUGAGAGCGCAGAGAGCCAGGAGCUGGACGGAGCCGCACUGCUGGGCUUCCUGCGGCACAACGGCUCCUUCUACGGCCAGGCCUCCUCCGAGCGCCUGGGCCUGGACAACCGGGUGUUUGGUCACCUGGGCCCGGGGAUUGAGCUGGGUCUGAGCAAGGGCCAGGAGACCAACGAGGUGUGCGAGCAGGCCGGCGGCAGGGCCUGCGAGGGACCUCCUAGAGGCAAGGGCUUCCGAGACGGCAAUGCCACCGGGACAGCUCUCGCGGGGGACAAGGAUGACCAAGAGGUGGAUGCACGUCUCACCUCUCAGCGGCUCCUCUCUGCCAAUGUCAUCUCCGACCAGCUCCUGGGCGCAGGCUCCGACUCCAGGGAGCUCCCCUUCAACGAGACUGGCAACAGCAUCUUUGUGCAGGGCGCGCCGAGGAGCUCCCCGGCCGAGAGCCUCUACGUGGACUAUGAGGAGAACGAGGGAGUCGGUGCUUAUCUGCUCAAUGGGUCCUACCUGGAGCUGAGCAAUGACAGAGUGACCAACACCUCCUCUGAGGCCCCGUUUCCGAACGCCAGUGCCAGCCUCCCAGCCAUGGCUGGGAACCGGACUCACAAGGCCAGGACCAGGCCCAAGGCACGCAAGCAAGGCGUGAGCCCAGCGGACAUGUACCGGUGGAAGCUCUCGUCCCACGAGCCCUGCAGCUCUACCUGCACCACAGGGGUCAUGUCGACCUAUGCCAUGUGCGUCCGCUAUGAUGGCAUCGAGGUGGACGACAGCUACUGCGACGCCCUGACCCGUCCUGAGCCUGUCCAGGAGUUCUGCGCUGGGAGGGAGUGCCAGCCCAGGUGGGAGACCAGCAGCUGGAGCGAGUGCUCACGCACCUGCGGCGAGGGCUACCAGUUCCGCAUCGUGCGCUGCUGGAAGAUGCUGUCCCCCGGCUUCGACAGCUCCGUGUACAGUGACCUGUGUGAGGCGGCCGAGGCCGUGCGGCCUGAGGAACGCAAGACAUGCCGCAACCCAGCGUGCGGGCCCCAGUGGGAGAUGUCCGAGUGGUCCGAGUGCACGGCCAAGUGUGGGGAGCGCAGCGUGGUGACCAGGGACAUCCGCUGCUCGGAGGACGAGAAGCUGUGUGACCCCAACACCAGGCCCGUGGGGGAGAAGGACUGCACGGGCCCCCCCUGCGACCGCCAGUGGACUGUCUCCGACUGGGGCCCGUGCAGUGGAAGCUGUGGCCAGGGCCGUAUGAUCCGGCACGUGUACUGCAAGACCAGUGACGGCCGGGUGGUGCCCGAGUCGCAGUGCCAGACGGAGACCAAGCCUCUGGCCAUCCAUCCCUGCGGGGACAAGAACUGUCCCGCCCACUGGCUGGCCCAGGACUGGGAGCGGUGUAACACCACUUGCGGCCGGGGUGUGAAGAAGAGGCUGGUCUUGUGCAUGGAGCUGGCCAACGGGAAGCCACAGACCCGCAGCGGCCCCGAGUGCGGGCUGGCCAAGAAGCCCCCCGAGGAGAGCACCUGCUUCGAGAGACCUUGCUUCAAGUGGUACACCAGCCCGUGGUCAGAGUGCACCAAGACCUGUGGGGUGGGCGUGCGGAUGCGAGACGUGAAAUGCUACCAGGGAACGGACAUCGUCCGGGGCUGCGACCCGCUGGUGAAGCCUGUCGGCAGGCAGGCCUGUGACCUGCAGCCCUGCCCCACAGAGCCCCCAGAUGACAGCUGCCAGGACCAGCCAGGCACCAACUGCGCCCUGGCCAUCAAGGUGAACCUCUGCGGCCACUGGUACUACAGCAAGGCAUGCUGCCGCUCCUGCAGACCCCCUCACUCCUAG
This is a messenger RNA of Neomonachus schauinslandi (Hawaiian monk seal), 2868 nucleotides long. RefSeq names its product ADAMTS like 2 (gene ADAMTSL2). Gene Ontology annotation, biological process: extracellular matrix organization. The coding region runs from base 1 to 2868 and encodes 955 amino acids. Lineage: Eukaryota; Metazoa; Chordata; Mammalia; Carnivora; Phocidae. The transcript is spliced from 18 exons. Gene Ontology annotation, cellular component: extracellular matrix. The record is from RefSeq and is a predicted model, not a curated record.